Messenger RNA from Acanthoscelides obtectus, 732 nucleotides. The record is from the annotation of a GenBank genome assembly. NCBI's taxonomy places the organism in Eukaryota, Metazoa, Arthropoda, Insecta, Coleoptera, Chrysomelidae.
AUGGAAUCUAUCGGAGUAUUUUCUCAGAUCUGGUUGAAGAUCGUAGUAUUAAUUACUAAGAGAGACAAAAUUAGACAAGUUAUAACCAAAACUCAAAAGUUUUGGAAGAACGAUAUACCUGGUAGCGGAAACAGUGAAUUACUGAGACUGCUUCACAAAGCAACUAACAUAUUCCUUACUUACAUUUGCCUGAGUACCUGCAUGUUCCUUUUUAAACCACUAUUAGUAAGAGGGACAACAAUUUACUAUUACUACCCAAUACAGCAAAUACCAUGGUUUGUUUCGUACGCGAUAGAAUUCUAUGUAACAGUUGUUACUAUGCUUCUAGUGAUCGGCUGCAAUCUUUUCAUAUCAGUUCUUAUAGUGAUAGGAGCAGGACAGUUCAGUAACUUGAACGCCAAAAUAAAACAGUUGGAUAUAGAGAAGAUUAAGGAUAAAGAAGACUUGCAAAUUUGUAUGGUCGAACUUAGUGGCGACGUGGAAUACCACGAUUUUUUAAUUGAAUACGUCAAGUUACUGGAUGAUAUAUUUGCGAAACUAUUUGCCAUACUUAUGGCAAUAGUGACAGCACUUCUCUGCAUGAACAUGUACGUUCUUUCACAACCCAACACACAGCUGGUAGAUUUGAUACGGUGUGGCACGAUGGUAUGUGCUUUAACAACAGAAUUUUUGUUCCUGUAUGGGGUUCCUGCUCAGACUUUGAUGGAUGAGGUAGUUACAAGAUGUUUAUGA